UAAUAUAAAAAAUGUGUUUAAUGCUUAUUUGAGGCUACCCAAAUUAAAAAGAGCGUUGAAAUUAGGAAUCUCUCGAGUUGUUUUCCCCUGUUUCCGUCCUUCUUAGUCCAAUCUCUCUCCUCGUCUCCUGUAAUGCUUGCACACUUUGAUCUACAACCACUGCAAUCUAGUAUUUUGGUACUCAAAAUCAACCAACAAAGCUUUAAUUUGAAGCUUGUUGAUCUAAUUUUGACUUACAAAUUUACCAGAACACAAAAUUACAUACCAUGUAUUCAGAUGAGUUUCUUCGUUUUCACUUUUCAUUAAAGAAUUUGGGUUUAGUUUGCAUCUUGAGUUUUUUUACGCCAAAAUCUUAACAUUGAUUAGUUUGUAAUUAGGACCAACUCUUUAACUCAUAUUCCCAGUUCAAAAAAUCAGUCCUUUGUUGAUCAAAGAUGAAGUAGUACUUGAUUUAUUUUUGGCACGGAUUUUCAUGCUGUAUUUGGCGCGAAAAUGUUAAGAAUCAACAACUUCCUCACAAUUUGAUUUUUGCACUAACUAUGAGCACUAACUGUUCGAUGAAAUGUCUGAAAGAGAUAAUGUGCUGGGAUUUACUUUUUGGCAAAAAAAAAAAAAAAAAAAAAAAAAGAAGAGAUUAUAUUUCAAACAAAAAAAAUUGUAAUUUAUGAUAAUAGCUGAAGACGACGAAUUAUGGUAACCCCACCAUUUUUAUAGUAUUUGAAUGGUAAUCAAGCGUGGUGUUUUCUGUACUUGUUCAGUUGUUUGUAUAUCAUAAUUCAAGGAUGUUGACGUAUUUAACUUUUGAGUUUUGUGGUACGUAAUACAUCUUCAAUUGAUAUAUUUUAACUUUAAGCACCUGCACAUUCAUAGAAAUUGUAUGGUGGAAGUAGUGUAGAAAAGUCUUCAGAUGAUUAGUCUUAGUAAGAUGCUGAUUCUUUGACUGUUGCGAGCUUGUUGUAUUCUUAACUAUACUUCUUUGGUGAAUUAUGCUGAUACAGCUUUCAGAUUAAAUGUCUGUUUUCACUCUUAGUGAAGCAUUUUGAAGCUUUAGGCAAUUAUAACUAGCUCCAUGAAGUUCUUUUUAUAUAAACUCUUGUUCUUGAUUCCUCUACUGCAAUGCAGGGCUAGUGACUGCUUAGAAAAAGGCUUUAGGAUCACUAAUGGUACAACCAAUUUAGUAUCUCAAGGGGGGAUGUUUGAGUUUGGGUUUUUCACUCCUGAUGAGAAGGCCGUAAAUCGCAGGUUUCUGGGAAUAUGGUAUCACAAGCAGAACAAUCCCAAGAUAGUGGUGUGGGUUGCAAAUAGAGAUAAACCCCUGUUGGAUUCCUAUGGCUACCUUGUACUUGAUGAUUCUGAUGCCAAGCUAUUGGAUAGGAAUGGUGUUGCCUACUGGUCAACCGAUGAUGUGCUAUCGGAGCACAAACAGUCCAUGGGGACUAUUAAACACUACGAGGUUACUUCGAAUAAGCUUCCUCCUUUACCGACUGAAGAUGCAACUGAUGUAUCAAAUAAAACUAGGAGUUUAAUAAGACUAUGUCUGCUUAAUAACGGAAACUUAAUAUUAAGUGAUAGGAGAGUGAAAAGAGCACCGCUAUGGCAAAGUUUUGGGCACCCAACUGACACACUUCUUCCAGGGAUGGUUGCAGAUGGAAGUUUAAGCCUUUUAGCGUCAAGCAAGCUGGUAUCUUGGCAAAACCACAACAACCCAGCCCUAGGAAAGUUCUCGUUUCCGCUACAACUUGUCACACCUAAUGAUUUGUAUAUUGCCAAAAGAGGAGUUCCAAAUUAUUGGCAGAGUGGAACAACCCCUUUUGACAAGAUUCCAUCAGCUUUGUCUGGAUUAUGGAAUAAUGGCAAUCCCUCUCUUCAGAACAACACACGAUUAGUGAUGAACUUCACAGGACAGAUUCAGUUAUGGCAUUGGGAAAGUGAAAGAGGCUGGUCCUUGAAUUGGUCGGAGCCAAAAGAUGGUUGUAGAUUGUAUGAUAAGUGUGGUCGUUUUGGCAGUUGCAAUAGUAACAAUGGGUUGUUGUGCAAGUGCUUGCCAGGAUUUAAGCCUACUGCUAAGUGGAAAUUGGGAGACUCUUCUGGAGGGUGCUCUCAAAAAUCUGGACCUGCUUGUGAUAGGAAUGACAGUACUUUGAAUGAUAUUUUCUUGACAUUCCCCAUGAUGAAACUGGGAAACCGAACUUGUAAAGUAUCUACUUCUAGCGAAGGUACUUGCAGAGGUCGAUGCCUUAGUGAUUGCACUUGUGUAGCUUACUUUGAAGGUCCUGCCGAUUGUUCUGGACCAGGCACUGUGACUGAGAACAAAUGCUUGACAUGGACUGAACUGACUGAUUUGCAGGAGGAGUCUUCUGAUGGAAUUACUAUUUUGGUCCGCACAACACGGGAUGAUAUAGAUCCAACCUUAAGGGCAUGCAAUCAUUGUGGAACUUAUAUCAUCCCCUAUCCCCUAAGCACUGGGGGAAACUGUGGGAAUCCCUCGUACUCCCAUUUUAAUUGCAAUAAGCAAACAGGUCAAGUUCACUUAUCAACUCCAAGUGGCAACUUCAGAGUCAACUCAAUUGAUCCAGACAAUAAGCUCUUUUCUAUCCAAGUCAUGCAUAAUAUUUGUGACGAUAAAUACAUACACUUGUCCGUAUUGUCACUCAACAACUCCUUGCCAUUCACUUUUAGAAACUGCAAUGUUGUUGAGAACCAACCUUUGAUUCAAGUUGCACAGCCUUUUAUUGAAGUUGAAAUAGGUUGGAAUCCACCGCCAGAAUUUUCUUGUCGUGCACCCUUAAAUUGUAGCCAAUGGCCUCAUACUACAUGCAAAGCCAAAGGGGGUGAUAUGAGGUGCAUUUGUGGAUCGAAAUUUCGAUGGAAUGGCUUCGAGCUGGAAUGUACCAGAGUUCCCUUUCCUAUGAAGGUUGUGGUUCCUUGCGUAGCUGGUGCAUUGGCAAUUAUACUUGUGUGCAGCAUAUUAUCUAUUUAUCAUAUAAGGGAAAGAAGAAUGGUUAAAGGACAAGACUCGUCUGAAUUCAAGGGAGAUGAUACUGAAGGCAUAGAUGUGCCUUUUUUCAAUUGGGAAAGCAUACUUGCUGCUACAAACAACUUUGCAGAUGCAAAUAAACUUGGAACAGGGGGAUUUGGUUCAGUUUACAGAGGUGAGCUUCCAGAUGGGCAGAUAAUUGCUGUCAAGAGGCUCUCAAGUGUAUCAGUGGAAGGCAUUGCAGAAUUUAAGACUGAGGUUAUGUUGAUUGCCAAACUCCAGCAUCGGAACCUUGUAAGACUUAUUGGGUAUUGCACGAAAGCCGAUGAGAAGAUUUUAGUCUAUGAAUACAUGCCCAAUGGAAGCCUAGACUCUUGUUUGUUUGAUGAAAGGCAUUCUGUGUAUUUAGACUGGAAAAAGCGUUUUGAUAUCAUUUUGGGAAUAGCUCGGGGCCUUCUUUAUCUUCACCAAGACUCGAGGCUUAGGAUUAUUCACCGAGAUCUUAAACCAAGCAACAUUCUACUUGAUGAGGAGCUCAAUCCAAAAAUUUCAGACUUUGGCAUAGCAAGGAUUGUUGGAGGGAAGGAAACAGAGGCAAGCACUGGCAAAGUCGUUGGAACAUAUGGUUAUAUGUCUCCAGAAUAUGCAUAUGAAGGGAUCUUUUCACUUAAGUCUGAUGUUUUUAGCUUUGGCGUGGUUAUAUUGGAGACUAUACGGGGCAAAAGGAAUUCGAGGAUCUUUAUCUUUGAGCACGGUGUGAAUCUCCUGGGACAUGCCUGGAAGAUGUGGAAUGAAGAUCAAGGAUUGGAAUUGAUGGACCCAAAACUCAACGAAUCGUGCAUAUAUUCAGAAGUUCUAAGGUGCAUUCAUAUUGGUUUGUUGUGUGUACAAGAAGAUCCAAGUGAUCGCCCUUCUAUGUCAACUGUAGUUCACAUGUUAAGCGCUGAAAAUGCCUCUCUUCCACCAGCCAAACAACCGGCUUUCAUGAACAGGAGACCAUUAUCAGAGAAUGCCUCAACUUCUAGUGCAAAGGAUUCAAGUGGGCAUGAGGUGAUGAGUGUAUCUACAGUAGGCCGGGAUGCUGAUGCUUUUGACGGUUCUGAGCUUGUUCAUGUGGUGAAAGAUGACAUAUGUGGCUUUGUUUUAACCUGGUUUGUCAAGCGAUACCCUGAUAGCGACUCCUCUAGGGACUGCUUAGAAGAAGGUUCUAUGAUUAGGGAUGGUACUAGUAACAGUACUCUAGUAUCUCCGGGUGGAGUGUUUGAGCUCGGAUUCUUCACUCCUGGUGGGAACAAUAGUAAGAGCAGGUUUUUGGGCAUAUGGUAUAAUACCUAUAACGACGAGCCUAAUUCUAAGAUUAUUGUGUGGGUUGCUAAUAGAGAUAAGCCACUGCUGGAUUCCGGUGGCUCCCUUAUUGUAAAAAAUGGUAGUGCCAUGGUAAUGGAUAUAGAAGGUGUGAUCUACUGGUCCGCUGAAGUUGCUCCAUCUAGUAAUGCAAGUUAUUGUCUACAAGACACUGGCAACUUAAUUUGCAACAGAAUGGGGGAGAGAGUAAAUCAGGUUCUGUGGCAAAGCUUUGAUGACCCAACUGAUAUAUUUCUUCAGGGAAUGAAUGGUGCUGAAGCUUUGACGUCAUGGGAGACGAGCAAUAAUCCAGCACUGGGUAACUAUACAUUCUUGCAGAUCGAAGGGAACAAAGGCAACAAAUUGGUUAUUAUUAAAAAAGGAUCGCCACAAUAUUGGGAGAACAAAGUCUCAUCUUUUGAUCAUGCACCACCAAUAUUGUCUAAUAUAUCGCUGAAAAAUAUUUCUCGGUUAGAAGGUUAUAAUAAUACGAGAUUGGUGAUGAAGUUUACUGGGCAAGUUCAAUUCUGGAAAUGGGAAAGUGAAAGAGGGUGGUCCUUGAAGUUGGCAGAGCCAAAUGAUAGAUGUAAUUUGAACAAAAUAUGUGGAAACUUUGGCAGCUGCAAUAGUAAUAAUGGGUUUUUGUGUACGUGCUUGCCAGGCUUUGUUCCUAGUUCACCAGACAGCUGGCGUUCAGGAAGAUUCUUUGAGGGAUGUUCGCCAACGUCAGCAACCUGCAGUAGGAGUUAUUCCGACGAUGUGUUCUUCAGGAUGCCUAUGAUGAAAGUUAUCCCCCAUAAUAAUGAGACAAAUAAGAAUUGUACAGAUGCAUGCCUCAAGGAUUGUAAUUGUGUGGCUUACUCUUGUGGUGUUGCUACUUGCACAGGUACGUUAAAUGAGAGGUGCUUGAUGUGGAGUAAUGAAAUUACUGGCUUACAAGAGGAAUAUCGCGAUGGGAUUACAAUAUUUAUUCGUAGUACAUGUUCUAUUAUAGAAUUAACAUCUAGAAACUGCAAGACUUGCGGAAUUUAUGUCAUUCCCUAUCCCCUUAGCACUUCUGCAGAUUGUGGGGAUCCAUUAUAUGCCGAUUUCCACUGCAAUGAGAAAACAGGGCAAGAUCACUCGGUGUACAGUGUUAAAAACUGCACUUCUCUGAAGGAGCAGCGCUUUUUGGGAGUUGACCAAUCCUUUAUUGAGUUUGAGAUGGGCUGGAAACCUCCACGAGAACCUAUUUGUAGUGAGCAUUCAGAGUGUCAAGCUUGGCCCCUUACUACUUGCAAAUCACCAGGAAUCGGUGAGUCGAGGUGCAUUUGUGGAUCUAGUUAUAAUUGGGAUGGAAGCAAUGUGAAGUGUACCAAAGUGAGUUUACCUCUCCAGGUUCUAAUUCCUUGCUUAGCUGCUGUAUUGGCAUCUAUUCUUCUAUGCGUGAUAUUCUUGAUCUAUCAUAUGCAAAAAAGCAGAUCUGCUAAACUACAAGGCUCUUUCGAGUUCAAAGAAGAUGAUCCUGAAAGCAUAGAUGUGCCUUUUUUCAAUUGGGAAACCAUACUUGAUGCUUCAAACAACUUUGCAGACGCAAAUAAACUAGGAGCAGGGGGAUUUGGUUCUGUGUACAGGGGAAAACUUCCAAAUGGGGUGGAAAUUGCUGUUAAGAGGCUCUCAAGUCUAUCAUUGCAAGGUAUUGAAGAAUUUAGGACCGAGGUUAAGUUGAUUGCCAAACUCCAGCAUCGGAACCUGGUAAGACUUCUUGGGUAUUGCACGAAAGCGAAUGAGAAGAUUUUAGUCUAUGAAUUCCUGCCCAAUGGAAGCCUAGACUCUUGUUUAUUUGACGAAAGGCAUUCUGUGUUUUUAGACUGGAAAAAGCGUUUUGACAUCAUUUUGGGAAUAGCACGAGGACUUCUUUAUCUUCACCAAGACUCGAGGCUUAGGAUUAUUCAUCGAGAUCUUAAACCAAGCAACAUUCUACUUGAUGAAGACCUGAAUCCAAAAAUUUCAGACUUUGGCAUAGCAAGGAUUGUUGGUGGAAAGAAAACAGAAGCAAGCACUGACAAAGUCGUUGGAACAUAUGGUUACAUGUCUCCAGAAUAUGCAUCUGAAGGGAUAUUUUCUUUCAAGUCUGAUGUUUUCAGCUUUGGCGUGAUCAUAUUGGAAACAAUAUGUGGUAAAAGGAAUUCGAGGAUGUUUAUGUUUGAGCAUGGUCUGACUCUUCUAGGACAUGCCUGGAAAAUGUGGAAUGAAGAUCAAGGAUUGGAAUUGAUAGACCCAAGACUCAAAGAAUCAUGUUGUUCAGAAGUUGUAAAGUGCAUUAAUAUUGGGUUGUUGUGUGUACAAGAAGACCCAAGUGAUCGCCCUUCUAUGUCAACCGUUAUUCACAUGUUAAAUAGUGAAAAUACCUCUCUUCCGCUGGCGAAACAACCACCUUUCAUUAAUAGGAAACCAUUAUCAGAAAAUGCCUCAACUUCCAGUGCAAAGGAUUUGAGCGUGCAUGAGGUCUUGACUGUAUCUAUAGUAGGUCGAUAGAUGAUAAUGUUUUUUUUUUUGCAUCAUUUCAUUUUUUGGAAGUUAGGGAUUUUCUUUUGUGAAGAUUGUAUUGUAUGUAAAUUGGGUAAAGGAUCCCUCUAUUUGUAAGUAAAUAAUUAAGCUGUGAACUUUUGUAUAUGUGAGUGUAUAUGAUGAUGCACUAUGUUGAACAAAAGGUUGUUGGCUGUUGCAUUACUGAACAUUUAUUAUUUAUUACUUAAAGAUCGAAAUAAUUCCCCUA
This is a messenger RNA of Beta vulgaris subsp. vulgaris (sugar beet), 7079 nucleotides long. RefSeq lists its product as uncharacterized. Bases 1070 to 6838 code for a protein of 1922 amino acids. Gene Ontology annotation, molecular function: protein kinase activity; ATP binding. Lineage: Eukaryota; Viridiplantae; Streptophyta; Magnoliopsida; Caryophyllales; Amaranthaceae. The record is from RefSeq and is a predicted model, not a curated record. Gene Ontology annotation, biological process: protein phosphorylation; recognition of pollen. The transcript is spliced from 18 exons.